This is a messenger RNA of Stegodyphus dumicola, 5227 nucleotides long. Its product is annotated as exportin-4-like. Gene Ontology annotation, molecular function: nuclear export signal receptor activity; small GTPase binding. Gene Ontology annotation, biological process: protein export from nucleus. Gene Ontology annotation, cellular component: cytoplasm; nuclear pore. The record is from RefSeq and is a predicted model, not a curated record. NCBI's taxonomy places the organism in Eukaryota, Metazoa, Arthropoda, Arachnida, Araneae, Eresidae.
UACCACGAAAGAAGCUUUCUCGCUUUUGGCUACUUUUCUGUUUCUCGUGUUUGGCAGAUCAGAGUGAUGGCUGAGCAGGUUAUGUGUGAGCUCGAAGCUUCGGCCAAUAUUUUAUUGGCACCACCUAAUAUGGUUAGCAGUGAACAAAGGCAUUGUGCUGAAUCUGUCUUCUUAAAUUUUCAGAAAACUAAAACACCUUUCCAUUUAUGUCAGUACAUACUUGCACACAGUAAAUCUGAUUAUGUUCAAUUUCAAGCUGCAUCACUUCUUAAACAAGCUGUAAUUCGAGAAUGGCAUCUUGUAGAAAAAACAGAAUUAGAGCAGCUACGAACUGGUCUAUUGAAUUAUGUCAUCCAAAAUGUCAGUUUGCAGAACUAUGUAAGAGAACAGUUAUUGUUAGUUGUUGCUAUUAUGGUAAAACGUGCAAGCGUUGAAGAAAAUUCUGAAAUUGUUGCUGAUUUUCUGACUGAAAUCUCUCAAUUAAUCAGUAGUGGAGAUUCAUCAAUGCAAACUAUAGGAUGUUCCAUUCUCACAGCAUUACUUAAUGAGUUUUCAAGUUCUACUCGUGCUAGUGAUGUUGGUCUUACAUGGGAAGCUCAUCUAAAAGCCAAAAGGAAGUUUGAGAAAUCGGAUUUGAAACGAUUAUUUCAGUUUUGUCUGCAAGGGCUUAGUGAAUUGAAUAAAGUUGGCAGCCCAAUCCCACCAGAAACAGCAAAACUGUUUAAGAAGUUCCUAAUAAUAGCAGAACAAGUUCUAACUUGGAAUUUUCAGUUUGCUAUGCUUUUACCACGAAAGCUUGUUGGAAUGUUUGAAUCUCAACAAUGUCCAGCUUUAAGACCAAGUGCAGAAUGGCAUGAUGUAUUUCUUGAUCCUAAUGUGGUUCAACUGUUCUUCAAGCUUCAUUGGCAAGUGAGGGAUAACCCAGAUUUGUGUCAUCAUACUUUGCAGUGCUUUCACCAGUUAGCAUCCCUGAAUGGUAGUGUUGUUAGUAAAAAGGAAGACAGGUGUUUAUAUGUUGGACGAUUUCUUGAAAAUUUGUUGCAGCUAUUAACAAGUGGUCCAUUAAAAGACUAUGAAACAAUCGGAAUUUCGAAUAUGAUCAGUAGGCUGCAUGUCUUUUUUCCUGCCACAUUUUUGUCUUCAUUGCCUGCUAACAUUGUGCAGGCGUAUCUUCUAGAGCUCACAAAUUUAGCAUGUCAGUUUGCUGAACGUUCAGCCCAAGAAGAAUUGUUGCAGGAUGACAAAGUAUAUAUGGAGGCAUUUGAUCAUUUACUAGAAGCAUGGUCAACCAUUCUGCAAGAUAACCAAUAUUAUCCGUCUGAUAUUUUGAGGCAAUCAUCCAUUCAAAUCUUUAAUCAUUAUUUAAAAACUCAUCUUUCACCUCCUGAUGGAAGCCGGGCAGUUGGAUCUGGCUUGAAAGAAGAAAUAGACGAAGUUGAAGAAGAUGACCGAGCCAAAUAUCGAGAUCAGAUAACAGCAAUAGGAAUGUUUGGAAGGAUGGUUAUAGAUCACAGCAUUCCAAUCUUAGUCAGGCUUAUUGAGGAGAGGAUCACAAGGUUGCAUGGUCAGCUUCAAAGAAUCCAUCAAGCUGGAUCUACCAAUGAUACAUCUAUCUUAGAUAUGCUUAAUGAAGAUAUACAUUGGCUUGUAAUGAUUUCAGCUCAUUUACUUUCAUCUGUAAGUGAAGGUGAAACUUCUCUAAUUCCACCAGAAAUCAUCCAUUAUUGCCUAAGCCAAGCAGAAAAUGUGAAUAUUGAAACUACUCUGCAAGUUCUUGCUUCACCCAGUCAUAGAACAUCAGAUAUUCCAGGAGCAGAAAUGACUACAGACCCAGUUGUGAGGCUGAUUGCUGCUGUAUUUCGUCUCUGUGAGGUAGAAAAAAGGGCCUUAGAGGCUAACUUGACCCAUUUACUUAGCCCUGAAGUUGCAUUAACAUUAGUCUGGUUCCUUGGCAGAUUUUCUGUGACAUAUUUAUUACCUAAUGAAUCAUACUACACAGAGUUGAGUUUGACUUUAACUCAAGCAUUUGGAAAAGACACAGAAGCUGGAUUGUGGACUUUAGAUUUCGUAAUUGGAAAAUUAGAGUCUAAUCUAUCAUUUUGGUCAAGUGAAACCAAAUUAGUUACUGAAACUGCACAUACUCUUGCUGUAGUGUUAAAUAAUACAGAAAGAGGUGAUAAAGCUAUAAAUUGUGCAUCCUUAAUUAGUUUAGUGAAGAAACAAUCAAAUGGACUUUUUCAGUCUUUACCAACCGCUGCCAAACGUUCUCUACUUAAAUCUCUAGUGAUUGUUGGUACUGCAAAUAAACAGCCUGAAGUCAGAGACAGAUACUGGGAAGAACUUUUAAAGCCCCUGCAAGAAAAAUUCCAAGCUGUCAUAUGUUCGCCUGCUUUUGCUCAAACAUAUCACACAAAGCAAGUUCAAACUGAAGUCAUAGAUUUAAUCGAGUGCUUAACUGGUGUGGUGGAUGGUUGCACAUUAUCAAAUUUGUCCUACUUAUUGCCUUUUGUAAACCCUCAUUUUGAAGAAGUUGUGAAACUUGUUGAUAUCUAUCACAAUUAUAGUGAUAUUGUUGGAAUGGUCUUCCAAGUAUUUUGUGUAGCUGCUAAAAGAAUUUUAUGUUAUUUGACUACGUCUGGCUCUAAAAAUUUGUAUGACUGCUGUGUAAAUAUGAUACGGAUAUAUGCAAAACACAAUACUGGUAAAUUGACCAGGGAGGCUAAUGCUGAAGAGGAACAAUAUCAGGAUAUUUUAGUGUUGAUGCAACUACUGACUGACUUAUUAUUUAAAGAUUUUAUUGAUUAUGCACCUCCAUGUGCUGAAAAUUCUUCUGAGUCACUUUCUGCUGCAGAUGUUGCUUUAUAUGGUCUUAGUAUUAUCAUGCCCCUUAUGAGUGCCGAGCUUUUAAAUUUUCCUAGUCUGUGCUUACAGUACUUUAAACUGAUCACAUUUGUUUGUGAAAUUCAUCCUGAUAAAAUAUUCCAGAUACCUGAGAAUUUAUUCAAACAGUUGCUGUCAUCGGUUCAACUAGGACUUACAUCAUUCACACCGGAAGUUUCAUCCUUAUGUCUUGACUUCUUGACCAUUUUAGUCCUACACAUGCAGAGAUCUAACAUGCAAGGAACUCCUGCAUAUGCUGCUUUAGAACCUUUCUUAAAAAUUGUUUUAGAUAUGCUAUUACAGUCACCACUUGAUGCUGAUCUGACGCAGGUUGCCAGUGGCACGCUUUAUACUCUCAUUUGUUGUUUUCAAACAAAAUAUAAAGAAUUAGUACAAGAACUUAUAAACAGCCAAUCAGACCCUGCCACAGCACAGAGGCUUCUUACAUCUUUUACUAAUUUAUCUGCUAGUAUGUCAUUAUCAUUGGAUCGUCACAGCCGCAUGAAAUUUCGAGAAGAGUUUGAGAAAUUUAUAACAGAAGUCAGAGGUUAUUUGUGUGUGAAGUAAAUUGUCCUGUUUUAGGGGCAAAUUGCUAUUUUUUUUUUUGGGGGGGGGUCUCUGAACCUAUCUAUGUGUCAUUGGGCCACCUGUAGGCUGCAUUUUACAGCCUUUCAUGUCAUUGGAUGCUUCUUUGAAAGAACAUUCUAUUUAAUUUUCGAUUCACAAUCCAUUCUGCUGAUCAUGUCUAAGUACGUUUAUUAGUAUGAUUUUGUGAACAAGUAGAUAUUUUUUAUCCCAUUCGUUUUUUUAGAAAAUGAGCAGCUGUAUUAACAAUAAUUGUAAAUGUUCAUGUUUUUUAAAAGAUGGACAUUCAUUGAAACCUGUUUUAAGCUGUCCAAAGUUUUUUAGAUUACUUCUUGUACAUUUAUAUUUUAAAUUUGACACAUACUUAAAUAACUCUUUGCUUAUAUUAUGCCUAAUAGUUGACACCGUUUAUUCUAUUAAAUCUCACUUAAUAGCACUUACUAUUAAUUUUCUAAUCAUAAAGAUAACACACAUUAUCUUGAUGAACUACUUUUGGUGUGUGCAAAACAAAAUAUUAUCAUGGCUUAAUAAUUAGUUUUCUAAGACAAUUGUGGUAACUGUAUAAUUCUUGUGUAGAACAGUAAUGAUAAAAUUACUGAAUGGUAGUUUGACUUUAUCAAAAAUUCGAAGUUUUAAAUUUGCAUUUUAAGAGGAAGAAGCCUAAUUUGAAAAUGAAAGCAUACAGAAUGAAUAAUGAUGAUCAAACGAAAAUGUAAAUAGAAUGUGUUAAAAUAAAACAGCUGCUCAGUUGAUUAGAAAUAGUUAAAAAUUACACAUUCCUAAAUAGACACUUUUUUCUUAUCAAAAAUAGUAAUAUAAGAAACAGCUGUUAUAAAUUUUUUCUUUUUAUAUUUAGCGAGACUUUACUUUUAUUCAAUAUGUAUAAUAUUUGUAUUUGAACCUACAUUUAAUGUUGUAAAAGUAUGAUUUUUUCCUUGCUUAAUAUAUUAAUUUUAUCAUAUGAUGCAGUUGCCAUAAUUGUUUAAUUUUCAAUCCCAAAUAUGGUAUUACAACCACCUAUUAAUGUUUUAAGUUGCAUUUUGGGUUGUGAAUCAAUGAUAUACAUAUUUAUUUUUUCAUAUAAAGAAUGUGUACAUCAUUAUACAGUGUUUUGUACAGUAUUUUAUAUCAGACUUUUAGCAUUCAACAAUCAUUGUAAAAUAUUCAUUUAUUUGUAAUCAUGUUUUUUACUACAUUUAAUUUUAAAGAUUAAGAGAAAAGUAUACUUGGAAUGUAUUUAAAAAAGCAUUUGGUUUAUUGUCAUUUCUUGAAUUUUUUUCCUCUCAUUUUAAUUAGUAUCUUAUAUGUACUUCCUUUACAUUUUUUAAAGUUGAUUUUGCUUUUUUCCCCCCAUGUUGAAACUUAUUUCUUUCAAGCACACAUUUUUUAAAGUUGAUUUUGCUUUUUUUUUUUUCCCCCUAUGUUGAAACUUUUUUCAAGCACACAUUUUUUACAUUUCAUUAAAAAUAAUUUGUAAUAAUGUCAAUUCAUUUUUUUAAAAUGCAUUUUCUCUCUGUAUAAGUAAAUCAUGUGUUUUAUAGACAUUUUUACCAAAAAAUAUUUAUAUUUUAUGCUUUUCUUUUAUUAUAAAACUAAAUUAUGUUUUACAUAUUUAUUAUUCACAAAAGAUGAAAAAUGUGUUUGUACAGUUUCUACUGAAGUACAUUUGACACAAAAUCUGAAUUUAAAUUCAGAAAUUGUGGCAGCCAUGUUUUGAAUUGUAAAAUCUAUAAUAAAAAUAGUAUUAGUGCUGUGCUCCAAA